Messenger RNA from Jaculus jaculus (lesser Egyptian jerboa), 5683 nucleotides. RefSeq names its product TLR4 interactor with leucine rich repeats (gene Tril). The transcript has a single exon. Gene Ontology annotation, molecular function: protein binding. Lineage: Eukaryota; Metazoa; Chordata; Mammalia; Rodentia; Dipodidae. The coding region runs from base 887 to 3301 and encodes 804 amino acids. The record is from RefSeq and is a predicted model, not a curated record.
AGAGGGGGGAGGACUGCCCUGCAAGGUGGCACCUGGUAAAGCAAGUGAGUUAAAUCGGUAAAGUAAGGUAAGACAAGGCGCGCUCACCCUUCUCCAUGGUGGACUCGCCUCAAAUAAAAAGGUCUCUGUCUGCAAAUCCCCUUUGCUGGCCCGGUAAUCCACCCCGCCCCCAGCCCCGCGUGGCCGACCCGUACAGCUGUUUUUAAUCCCUGCUUUUCUCACUUGGCGUCCCGGCUCAGGCUGACCAGACGCGGAGCCACUUAGUGUUUCCUCCUCCCCCCGCCGUCUCCUCUUUCUCCGCCCGCGUCCCCCGGGGGGCAGAGUGUGGGAAGAACGAAUUUCCGCCGGCUUCGCUCGCUCCUCGCCGACCCGGGUCCCUUCCGGACGCAGCCCGCGCUGCCCCGGCUUCCCACCCGGCUGCGCUCGCUCCGAGGCGCCUCCUGCGGGGCCCCGUGGCCCGGGCUCGGCAGCCAAGCCGCACCCCAGGAGCUCCUGGAAGGGAUCCCUGUUUGCAGUUGGGGAAUCCGCUCAGCAGGGAGAAUCCGCGCCAGGGAAUCCAGCUCUCCGGACUCGGCUGCAAACAAAAACCACCAGGUCUCGCUCGCUCUUCCCGCCCCCGACGCAACAGUUUUGUGCAGAAAUGCAACAAGUAGCGCCCGGGACUCGCCGAGCGCUCUCUGCAUCCUGACUUGGCACCGCGCGAAGCCCGCCUGCGGAGACCCCGGCCAGGCACCGGACAAAGGGCGGAGGAGGGGCCGGGCCCUGCAGCGAAGUCCCAAAGAGGCCAUUUAGCGACUGUGGCCAGGCCGAGGGGAAUGCAGAGGAGACACGGAGCGGGCUGGCCUAGAGGACAGUCCGACCGCAGCAGCACGCUGGGCGGGCGGCGAUGGAGGCCGUGCGCUUCCUGCUCGUGGUGUGCGGCUGCCUAGCGCUCCCGCCGCGGGCCGAGCCCGUGUGUCCCGAGCGCUGCGACUGCCAGCACCCCCAGCACCUCCUGUGCACCAACAGGGGGCUCCGAGCCGUGCCCAAGACCAGCUCACUGCCUAGUCCCCAGGACGUGUUUACCUACAGCCUAGGUGGCAACUUCAUAACUAACAUCACUGCCUUCGACUUCCACCGCCUGGGGCAGCUCAGACGUCUGGAUCUGCAGUACAACCAGAUCCGCUCUCUCCAUCCCAAGACCUUUGAGAAGCUGUCCCGCCUGGAGGAGCUCUACCUGGGUAACAACCUCUUGCAGGAGCUAGCUCCCGGCACGCUGGCCCCGCUGCGCAAACUGCGCAUCCUUUACGCCAACGGGAACGAGAUUGGUCGCCUGAGCCGCGGCUCCUUCGAGGGUCUGGAGAGUCUCGUCAAGCUCCGGCUGGACGGGAACGCCCUGGGGGCGCUGCCAGACGCAGCCUUCGCCCCUUUGGGCAACCUGCUGUACCUACAUUUGGAAUCUAAUCGGAUCCGCUUUUUGGGCAAGAACGCCUUCGCUCAGCUGGGCAAGUUGCGUUUUCUCAACCUCUCUGCCAACGAGCUGCAGCCGUCCUUGCGCCACGCGGCCACGUUCGCGCCGCUGCGCUCCCUCUCCACGCUCAUCCUCUCCUCCAACAGCCUGCAACAUCUCGGCCCGCGCGUCUUCCAGCACCUGCCACGCCUCGGCCUGCUCUCCCUCAGGGGCAACCAGCUCACGCAGCUCGCUCCAGAGGCCUUUUGGGGGUUGGAGUCCCUGCGCGAGCUGCAUCUGGAAGGUAAUCAGCUGAGCCAGCUUCCCCUAACCCUACUGGAACCUCUGCGCGGCCUGGAGGCACUGGAUCUGAGCAGCAACAAGCUGUCUGCCCUGCACCCCGCCACCUUCGGCCACCUGGGCCGCCUGCGGGAGCUCAGCCUACGCGACAACGCGCUCAGCGCCCUCUCUGGGGACAUCUUCGCCGCCAGCCCAGCCCUCUAUAGGCUGGACUUAGACGGCAACGGUUGGACCUGCGACUGCAGGUUGCGGGGCCUGAAGCGCUGGAUGGGCGAUUGGCAUUCGCAGGGCCGUCUGCUCACAGUCUUCGUGCAGUGUCGCCACCCCCCGGCCCUGCGGGGCAAGUACCUCGAUUACCUGGAUGAACAACUGCUGCAGAACGGGUCUUGCUCGGAUCCCUCGACUUCCCCUCCCACAGGCCACAGGCAGUGGCCCCUACCUACAGCCACGAGGGAAGGGAUGACGCCCCCUGCUGAGGAGCCGCCACCCCAACCGCAGCUGCAGCAACGCGGGAGGCUUCUAGCAGGAGUAGCCUGGGAUGAGGCUGCCAGAGAACUCAUGGGCAACCGCAGCGCGCUGAGAUUGAGUCGUCGGGGUCCGGGUCUCCAGCAUCAAGUCCCCUCUGCAUCUGCUGCCAUGGGUCCUCCCCCACAGCCCCUGGACCUGCACGAGAAGCCAGCGAUGGGGCGUCCCACGCGUGCUGACCCUGCCCAGGGGGAGCCCACCCCGACGACUGAGCCCGCCCCCGAGCGGCCUUCGCCUAGAGACGCCGGGCAGCGCGCGGCACAACAGCGCCCAUCCGUGGAGCAGCAGGAGCGCGCUGCCCAGUCCGACGGCGGGGCCGGCCUGCCGCCGCCGCUGGUGUCUGACCCCUGUGACUUCAACAAGUUCUUCCUGUGCAACCUGACGGUGGAGGCGGUGGGCCCCGACAGCGCGUCCGUGCGCUGGGCGGUUCGCGAGCACCGCUGCCCCCGGGCGCUGGGUGGCGCGCGCUUCCGCCUGCUCUUCGACCGCUUCGGCCAGCAGCCCAAGUUCCACCGUUUCGUUUACCUGCCCGAGCGCAGCGACUCGGCCACGCUGCGCGAGCUCCGCGGCGACACGCCCUACCUGGUGUGCGUGGAGGGCGUGCUCGGGGGCCGGGUCUGUCCUGUAGCCCCCCGGGACCACUGCGCAGGGUUGGUCACGCUGCCAGAGGCAGGGAGCCGGGGCGGCGUCGACUACCAGCUACUGACCUUGGUCCUCUUGGCGGUCAACGCGCUGCUGGUGCUCCUGGCCCUGGCGGCCUGGGGGUCGCGCUGGCUGCGCAGGAAACUGCGCGCCAGGCGGAAGGGAGGGGCCCCGGUCCACGUGCGCCACAUGUAUUCCACCCGACGGCCCCUGCGCUCCAUGGGCACCGGCGUGUCCGCAGACUUCUCGGGGUUCCAGUCGCACCGACCUCGCACGACCGUGUGCGCGCUCAGCGAGGCGGACCUCAUCGAGUUCCCCUGCGACCGGUUCAUGGACAGCACGGGCGGUGGCGCGGGGGGUAGCCUGAGGCGGGAGGAUCACCUCCUACAAAGAUUUGCAGACUAGGUUCAGGGCUUCUAGGUGUGUGGAGACUGUCUCCUUGGCCUAGAAGGGCCAUUCUCCGUGGGCCCCCAGCUCAGACCCUGUCUUAACAGACCUCCUCCUUCCUCCUUUUCUGUGCAUUUGCCAGAAAGGCCAAGAGGGACCCAGAGCCAAUCUGGGUACCACCCUCCACUUCCCAGUACUGGUGAAGCAAAUGUAUGGUACUUCGUGGUCAAAGCCCAGGCUAAGGACAUAGGGUUGUGGGGGAGUAGAGGAAGGAGGACUUGGUGCAGCUAGGGGGUGACUCCCGUGGCCUCGUGAUGGAGUAGCCUGACCUCCUUUGAGCUAGGAAAGGGAGUUCUGUGUUCCCAACAUUGCCAGGAAGAUUCUGGUGCAAGCUUUUUUGUUUGCUGUCAGAGGAGUUCUGUUUCUAUUUGGGGCAGGGGGUGGGGGGAGGUUGCGGGGCGGAGGGACUUAUUACAAAGGAGGCUUGGCAACCGAUCCUACUGGUGUGGUGGUCUCUGCCAAAACGAGUAAGGUCAACAGGUGGCGACACUCUCGCCAAGGAACUCUUUCUGUUGGCUGGAGCACAUUGAGGAAACCUUAAAGCUUGCAUCAUAACAAACACCUGUUUGUUUGUUUGUUUUUAAGCAAUGUGAAGAGCUCUGGCAUUUAACAAACUGACCAAUAAACACAAAGACCAUUUUAGUUAGGCCAAGCCCCUUCAACAGUUUCCCUCUUAAUAUUCACAGGGCAUGUAUAGUGGCUGACUUUGAGGGUAACUAAGAUACACAUAUUCUCAGAAGGCUGCAGGCAAGACUUCUCUAUUAGGGUUGUUCCUGUGGUUUUAAUUUUAUUUUUUUAACCUAUAUAUGAAAAAGGAAAUUUCAGUACCAGAUUUGAUUUGAACGUGCAUUAUGUAUGUAACUGAUGGGUUUCCUGGGAAACUCCACCCUUCCAGCCCACUUAACUACAUGCCUGACAGUGUGUCUAGGUAGGUAUAAAUGUGAUGUACUUCUCAUUGCAUUUUCAUCAGUGACACACAAUUAACUGUUCUUAUUUUUCCCGAGUCGCAUAGUUUGACAAUAAAAGUCAUUUCCUAAUAGGGAAGCAAAGGAAUGGGGAUGUAGCUCAGUGGAGGAGCUGUUGCUUAGCAUGCUGGAGGCUCUGUGUUGAUCUCCAGCAGCACAAAAAAAAAAAAAAAAAAAAAAAAAGUGAAGGGUGAUUGUCAGUCCAUAGGUAAUCUUUGGCCACAUUAAUGUCUGUCUGUCUGUCUUUAUAUGAAAUAGUAGAUGGGAAGAAUUGUGAAAAGCAAAUGUGAAAAAAUCAGUGGGUAUCUUUUUACUAAAGCCAGAGGGUUGUUAUGAGUACUUAACUCUCACUGUGAAAUAGUUAUGUAUGUUGCAAAUUAAUUCCUCCACUACUCUGUGUCUUACUGUAUUAUUAAAUCCUAUCUUAUAGUAGUUACAUUAUUUCUUUUUAAUGUUUUUUUUUUUUUAAUCUUGGAUAAGGCUCCUGCAUUUGUUCAUUUGUUUCUUAGCUAUUUGGGAUACUUUUGAUCCCUGAUAUUUAUGAAGUCCAUGCUUGCUACUAAAUGUAGUGGUUAGUUUUGCAAUGAUAAUUUUGUGUGGGGGCUAAGCAUAGUCCCUAAAGGGGUGUAAACAGUGGCUAGAGUCACCAUGGUUUGGAUUCACUGGCAAUAGAGUGCUGGGGAGGCCUCUCCAGUGGUGCAAUGGCUAACAGUGACUCCUCUGUUUAGAACCUAGAGCCCCUGAGGGUCUCAGUGACUCAGGGAAUCCAUCAUAGCCCAGGGAUCCUUUAACCCAGUUCAUUCCUUUUAUGUUUGGCCUACAUAGAGCCAUUCCUGCCCUUGUCCAAGCAGCUGAGUAGGGACCGGGGAAUCUAAAUUAGCUGAUCUUUGUUUAUGUCCAGAUGAGUAAAUGUCCAGACUGCUUAAACUGCAGCUGCUUUUCUGGCAGUCUUAUCUGCAGGGCCCAAACUUAAUAAACCACAGGAAAUAGACUGUCAUUCUUAGCUGCCAGGUCUUGUUUUAGAUUCAGAGCAUAUGGGUGCAUGGGAGAGGUGGACUGUUUGCUCUUAUUUUCAGCCUGCAAGCUAUCUGGCACUGAUAAUAUAUAUUUCUGUGGUUUUUUUUUUUUCAUGUAUGGCACGAUUGCAUCUCUUAGCUAUUUCUCUUAUACAGCAAUACAAUAUUGGGUCCUAUUGCAAAUUUGGAAAAGACUUCUAAUUUCAUCUACCACCCACUCUUUUUCAACUACAGAACAUCACCAAAAAUGUUUAAUGCCUGGACAUAAAACAAUCUCACUGAAAGGUCUUUCAGUGGGAAAUGAAUAAAUAUUAUUCAUUGUUAUGUUCAAUUAUGUCAAUAAAUCCACUUACUAAUUA